AUGGCUCUGUCAUUUCCCUUCACAGCUUCCAUGAAUUCGCUUAUAUCGUCUCAGGCGGAAGUCAGUGUGGAUGAAUUUGCAGACACAGACUCACUGGGCCAUCUGGCUCAUUCCCAGGCAGAAAUUGAGGAAGCAGAGACAAUUUAUUCCAUUAUUUCGGGCUACGAGGAUGCGGAGCGGGACUCCCGGUUCUUGUUCAUGGAGGACUUCAGCCAUAACUCCGGCAGUCCCGAUAAGUCUACCGAAGUGGCCAAACCUGAUAGAUCCACCGAAGGCCAGGGCACUUUUGACCACGAAACCACCAGUUCAUACGGAACGCCGCAUGCCUCUGUGCGUGAAAGCCAGCGUCCUUCGAUUUCCAGUGCUGAACUACUAGGAAGACUACGCAGUGUGGAAAUUGUCAGUAAUAGUGGAAGCGGAAGCAGAAGCAGCAAAGGCCGUUACAGCGGAUCGAGCAGGUCGCUGAGCUCAAGAGGCGGAUCUAGAGUCAGCUUCAGCACAAGAUCCAGAGAUUCCAGAGGCCUUAACAAUUUGACUGCUGGUAUAGAUUCAUCCUCGGGGCUCCCGGUCACGCUAUAUACGGUUCAAGACGCCGAACACCAGCCCAAUCGAUGGUCGCUUUUUGCUGGAAAUAAUGCUCCCCAGCUGAGCGUUCCUCCUGUUCCCGGCAGCCUGAGUUCGAAUUCUGCCAACGGAGUCCCCAAAGCUAUUCCUGAACCAGAAGCUGUGCAUCACGGACCAUUCGCUGGAGGCGACCAGCCCCACCAUAGUGUUGCCACAAUUUCCACAAGAGCUCUUCGAGAAUCAGGACAUUCCGUUUUUGGAGCAGAACAAAGCACUCCAUACGCUCUGGCACCUGUUCUGCCUCAAUCGUCCAGAGUCUCAGACAAGGAGGCUCAACGCACAGCUCACAACCACAUGUACGACGACUCGAGCGUCUACAACCACGAUAUCGAAAAAGGACCAUUUCUUCAGGACGACGAGCAGCUCACUGCCCAACCAUGGGCCAAAUGGGCUUUUCUCAUGAUCAUGGGCCUCGUCUGUGUGCCCAUCUACUUCCUUCUAGCCUUUGGCUUUUUCGAUUUCGGCGGCUACCACCACUACCUUCCCCGGGUGCCUUUUGGUCCCGUCAAUCGCCGCUACUUUGCAUGCUACACAUACUGGCAAAAGCUCUGGAGUUUUGUCAUUGGCUUGGUGUGGCUAUGCCUAGUAUUUGCAGCAAUCGCAAUAGCGUUCGGCCUACGAGCCCGCUUCCACUGA
Molecule: messenger RNA, 1260 nt
Organism: Candidozyma duobushaemuli
Lineage: Eukaryota; Fungi; Ascomycota; Pichiomycetes; Serinales; Metschnikowiaceae
Exons: 1
Coding region: 1-1260 (419 amino acids)
Source: RefSeq, a predicted model, not a curated record